CUCCCCAAACGCUACUGCUGCUACUCUACAUCGCCGGGCAGGACUCGACAACGAUGUGCCACGGGCAUCCUCACUACCACCCCUGCUCACAUACAUCAGUCAAAUGGCUGUACUGUCCAGAAGCCAUGUUCGAUUUGGACACGGGAUAUGAGACACCCUGCUCGAACCCGAUAUACUCGACGCCGCAACCAACCAACGUUGAUUGCCCCCUGCAAAGUUGCAAUUUCAAAGCUCUCACGGGGCGCUGGGACUGUUGCCUAUGCGGGAAGGGACCCAAUACUCAGGGAUGGUGCACCGCGUUGACUUACAGGAUGGACUGGAAUCCACUCACGAACAGAGUUGAGAACACGGAGGUGCCAUGCGGACAUGGAUGCUGCAGUUCGUGCAGCCCGUCAUCGACGCCAGGUCCGAAUACGCAAAUAUCGUUCGUAGAUAUCCAAAAGGGAAAAGGAAACCGCAAGGUCCAUAGUGCCGCCCGAAGCGGCGGACACAGACGAGGAGGGGCGCACGAAUUGGACCAGAGCAAUGGAGGUUGUCCCCCAGUAGUCGAGGAGGACGAAAUAUCUCUCCCGUCGGCGGCAACGACGGGCAUGGCGACAGCGACAGCGACUACGACCCUUGUUCCAGGAGCUCGAAAUUCGCACCGGUCGGGCCAUGAAGCGGGCGCAGAGUAUCCGAAAAAGCCAAAACCCCAUAAUAACAAAAAGAAGUGGCAUAAAGGCCGUGGCCAUCACGAGUAGAUUGAACCACGCACACGCGCUCGUCGUAAGGGCUGGGCAUGACACCGAGGUUGUGCACACAUUGGCACCGAUCCUCCCCUUUCUAGUCACGAUAUAGGGGAGUGGGCGUAGGAGGAGCCGACACUUACACGCCUCCAUCGCUUUUCUGGCUGCCUAUAUCGGUCUACAUACAAUCCAUGAGAAAUAAUGAAAGUUAAACAGUAGUCGUCUGUCCGAAAUGUGAUAGGAUAUCCGCAUGUAUCACUCCAGGGGCCUUUCUGUUGGGCUCAGCCUGAUG
Molecule: messenger RNA, 1017 nt
Organism: Durotheca rogersii
Lineage: Eukaryota; Fungi; Ascomycota; Sordariomycetes; Xylariales; Xylariaceae
Exons: 2
Coding region: 54-740 (228 amino acids)
Source: RefSeq, a predicted model, not a curated record